Thecamonas trahens ATCC 50062 is the source of this 525-nucleotide messenger RNA. RefSeq lists its product as uncharacterized. The transcript is spliced from 2 exons. NCBI's taxonomy places the organism in Eukaryota, Apusomonadida, Apusomonadidae. The record is from RefSeq and is a predicted model, not a curated record. Bases 19 to 237 code for a protein of 72 amino acids.
ACUUGCUUGUAACAGGAGAUGGACCAGUUGAACCGUCUCAACGGAGAGCUGGAACGACUGGAGAGCGAGGUUCAGCGGUUCCGGUCAAACUGCGCGGCGCUGCACAGCUAUCAGGCUGCCUACCUGGUGGUCUGCCAGGCGUUCAUGAACAUGGCUGGCGCUGGUGCUGCACAGCCGCAGGUCGGCGACUCGCUCGAUCGUCACAUGCUAGAGUCGGUCUCGCUUCCGCCGCUGUGAUCGGACCAAGCCACCCCCCCUUCUCAUGCCGGAGCCGCACCGAUCGAUGCAAACCGCUGCUCGCUGCUCGUCAUGGUCUUGGUCUGGAGCCGGACUUUGCAGCAGACGCUUGAGCGGGGGUUUGGGGCAAGAAUGUGUACUGGCAUGAGAUAGACUCGGAGGGAGAGAGAGAGCUGCCGGUUGCCGGCUACGUGAUCCAGUUGCGGCAGUGGCAACGAUAGUGAGAGUGCUGACGUUGGCGAUGACGGCGAUGUUGGCGCCGAUGGUAACAUACCUGUGUAGUAUGUG